This is a messenger RNA of Microtus ochrogaster (prairie vole), 1501 nucleotides long. It is a transcript of the gene Dok3, whose product is annotated as docking protein 3. Lineage: Eukaryota; Metazoa; Chordata; Mammalia; Rodentia; Cricetidae. Gene Ontology annotation, cellular component: cytoplasm. The record is from RefSeq and is a predicted model, not a curated record. Gene Ontology annotation, biological process: Ras protein signal transduction; cell surface receptor protein tyrosine kinase signaling pathway; positive regulation of MAPK cascade.
AUGGAGUCUGUGGAGACCCCUGUCAAGGAUGGCAUCCUUUACCAGCAGCACAUGAAGUUUGGCAAGAAAUACUGGCGGAAAGUGUGGGCUCUACUGUAUGCAGGAGGCCCAUCAGGUGUAGCUCGGCUGGAAAGCUGGGAUGUUCGUGAUGGUGGCCUGGGGCCAGCAGGCGACAGAUCUGUAGGGCCUGGCCGUCGAGGCGAACGUCGGGUCAUACGUUUGGCUGACUGUGUGUCUGUUCUGCCGGCCGAUGGUGAGAAUUGUCCCAGGGACACCGGUGCCUUUCUGAUUACUACCACUGAGCGAAGCCACCUGCUGGCUGCACAGCACCGCCAAUCAUGGAUUGGCCCCAUUUGCCAGCUGGCUUUUCCGGGCACCGGAGAAUGUUCUGGAUCAGGACAGGCUGAGACUCCAAAAAGAGGCUUUGUUCCCAUGGAGGAAAACUCUAUCUACUCCUCCUGGCAAGAAGUGGCUGAGUUUCCAGUGGUCGUACAGAGGACAGAAGCCACCACCCGCUGCCAGCUGAAAGGCCCCUACCUCCUGGUGCUGGGCCAAGAUGACAUUCAGCUUCGGGAGACUUCUAACCCCCAAGCCUGCUACAGCUGGCCCUACCGUUUCCUGCGCAAGUUUGGCUCCGACAAGGGCGUGUUCUCUUUUGAGGCUGGUCGACGCUGUGACUCGGGCGAGGGCCUUUUUGCCUUCAGUAGUCCACGUGCCCCAGACAUAUGUGGAGCUGUGGCUGCAGCCAUUGCCCGCCAGCGGGAACGUCUUCCAGAGGCAGCCACAUCCCCGCCCUGCCCCCUGCCUCGGGCCCUCUCCCUGCCCUCCCUAGAGCCCCCUGGAGAGCUUCGGGAAGUGGCCCCAGGGUCUGAGCUGGCCACUCCCAGAAAGCUGCCUGUGGCCGAUCAUGGGCCUCAAAGCCUGCCGUUGCUGCUCAGUCCUACACAAGAAGAAACAGUAUCCGGUCUCUAUGCGUCUGUGUGUAAGCAGACCAGCAAGCCCACAGCUACUAGAGAGCACCUCUAUGAGAACCUGUGUGUGCUGGAGGCCAGUCCUGGGCUGUCCAAUGGGGGUCCUAAGUCCCAAGAGGGCCCUCCUGGCCACAGCCCCCUAUCCAGCCCCAUCUAUCACAACAGUGAGGACCUGAGUUGGCCUGGCUCAACCCAGGACGGCAGCUUGGAAGCCCAGUACCGGAGGCUGCUAGAAAUGGAGCUAGAUGAGGCUGGAGGAGCUAGCCGCUCGGGUGCACAGGCAGGCAUCAAGGCCAAGCUGGUGACCCUGCUGACCCGUGAACGGAAGAAGGGCCUUGCUCCCUGUGACCGGCCCUGAAGGCCUGUGCAGUGACCGCAAGACAGAGGUGAUCUCCUAGGAGCCCGAGGGAGCAACUUUAAACAUAGCCUCUGUCUGCUCCGACCUGCUUGGAGAAGCCAGGCAGUGGGGAGGAGCCACUUGCUGCCCCACCCACUCCCAGUGGACAGUGUACAGAUUGAUGAAUAAUAAA